GACAUGGGUGAAGGAGCACUUAGCACUCCAACCAUGGCAAGUUUGCUGAGCCCCUCACUGCCCCUGUUGGCUGCUCUGGCACUCACACUGGCCCUGGCUGUGAACCCUGCAGCCAGUACUAAUGCUAAAGGCAAGCAGGUGGCAGUGGGUGGAGUAGAGCCCGCUGACCCGAAUGAUAAGGAGGUGCAGAAAGUGAUCAACUUUGCUGUUAAAACCUACAAUGAUAUGAACAAUGACCUGUACCUUAGCAGGCCAAUACGAGUGAUGAGCGCCAGCCAGCAGGUUGUGUCUGGGAAGAACUUCUACUUGAAAAUUGAGCUAGGCCAAACCAUGUGUACCAAAGCCCAGUCUGAUUUGGCUGAUUGUCCCUUCAAUGAACAGCCAGAUCAACAGAAGAGGGUCGUCUGUAAUUUCCAGAUCAAUGUUGAACCUUGGCUGAACAAGAUAUCCCUGACAAACUUCAAAUGUUACAAUGUCUGAGGAUCUAUGUCAGGCUACACUUCUGUUGAAUACCCCUUACUCUUACUCAAUCAUCUCCUUAAGUUUUCCUUUCCAUAGACAGAGAGCAUAGCCCUGAAGAAUGAAUCGUCAAAAUUCUAGUACCAAGAGAAAAGUAGAAAUAGGCUCUGCACACCUAAGUGGUGAUUCUCUUUUUCCUUUCUUCUACUUGAUUUUCACAUGUACCACUGUGGAGUCUAUUGCUCAUCCUUUGCUCAAUAAAAAAUAUUAGUAGGUC
Molecule: messenger RNA, 736 nt
Organism: Rattus rattus (black rat)
Lineage: Eukaryota; Metazoa; Chordata; Mammalia; Rodentia; Muridae
Product: cystatin 10-like
Exons: 4
Coding region: 4-480 (158 amino acids)
Molecular function (GO): cysteine-type endopeptidase inhibitor activity
Source: RefSeq, a predicted model, not a curated record